Messenger RNA from Venturia canescens, 11828 nucleotides. Its product is annotated as protein split ends-like. Gene Ontology annotation, biological process: positive regulation of DNA-templated transcription. The transcript is spliced from 15 exons. NCBI's taxonomy places the organism in Eukaryota, Metazoa, Arthropoda, Insecta, Hymenoptera, Ichneumonidae. The record is from RefSeq and is a predicted model, not a curated record. Gene Ontology annotation, cellular component: SWI/SNF complex. The coding region runs from base 1099 to 8655 and encodes 2518 amino acids.
GUUGCCAGCUAGUAGUGAAACGCGUAUCUGUCCGCGAACUUUGCGUAAAAGUAAAAUUUGACAAGUUUUGCAACAGUCUCGGUAGGCUCGAGGCUUGUUCGGAGGUUACACAAAUCGCGUAAAGUUCAAGUGCAAAGUGCGAAUUCGAGUAACAGUGAACAAAGUGUCAAAAACACUGGAUGCUGAGAGCGAGAUAAACGGUGGAGCAAACACGGUUGAGAGUGAGAGAGUGAGAGCGAGAGAGAGAGAGGAUAGAUGAAAAACACGGGUGGCUAAAUAGCGCGUUCAACGGAGAGAGAUCGAAAAUGAAGAAGGAGUCUCCACAAUAAAAGAAUUUUGGCGAGACAACCAUAAUUUUUGAGAGACGUCGAAUCGAUUUGAAGCAAGAACGAGCUUAAAUGCUAAUCGAGAUGUACAAAGUGUCAGCGGUCAUCUGAAAAAUCAAACAAUGUCAGCGAAUUACUUCUCGCUCUUAGAUUUAGGAUAGGUUCUCCGAUGCCAGUGUAAAACUAAUCGGAAAACCAAUAGCCAGAUAUCAAAAGAUAAAACGCAAGAGUUUUGAGUUUGGAAGAGGUUUAUAGAUCGCAAUCGAAAAGUGGAUCAAAAGGAAGACAACUUGAAAGUGAAAUUCAGUUUGAGGCAUUGUUUAGCGAACCGAAGAGUUGUGCUUAAUGGCGGAGGAUGUUCAAAAAGUUGACAUUUGCGUCAGACAAAUGUUGUUUUAUCUCAGCGUGACGGAAGAAAAGAUCAAACAGUCAACGACACGAUUGUUAAGUCAAGCUAUUAGAAAAAAAUCGAAAUCUUUGAAGGGAUGUAAAGAAACUUUUGAAGAAAUAAGGAUGUUAUUUGUGACGAGGAGCGGUUAAAACGAGACGCUACAUGAAUGUCAGGAACAGGCGACGUUGGUCGCAGACGCGUUGAGUGGCGCCGUAGCGCGAAAAUCUAUUCAUUCUUGCAAUAGAUCUCUCUCGUCUGUUUCUUUUCCCUACUUUUUUUUCCACAAAGGUAAAAAAACGGUGAUCGAAAAACGAAAACGAAAAAAGACGAGGCUGAAAAGGUGGCUGUACGCUGCCUAGGAUUACGAGGUGCUGCGUGGGCAUGCAGCAGCCUCAGACACGCCCGCUCCUCGGGGACUCUGUAUCCUCUACAACUUCCCCGAACGCAAGACGUACUAAUUCCGUUGCUGUACUGACUCACCAACAGUUGCAACAACUUCAACAACUCCAAAAUUCGACAGGCCAGCAACUUACAUUCGCUCUGCAACAGCCGUCGAAUAAUCCGCAAGACCAGAACAAUGGAACGGCGACCGGUAAUCACAUAGUAUAUCUGAACCAGUUGAGCCAACUGAAUCAGAGUACAAUAAAUCCGUCGGGGACUGGUAUGGGCCUACCCCCGGCCACCCCCACUUUCGGGGUGGGCCUGAAUAUGGGACUACCUCUAUCAUUAUUGAACACGAGUCUCACAUCAUUAACGUCGAAUGUAAUAACAACGUCGAAUCCGUUGCUCAAUCUUGGUCUGAAUCCAGCUGGUCUUACAGCAGUAAAUCCAGGUCUAAAUACCCUGAACGCGCUUAACUCGAAUCUGCCAAACAACAGUAUUAGCAACGGUCUUACCGGUCUUGGACAGGAUGUGAACGGCAUUAACACGGGCAUAAGUCGUUUAAAUGCUCUCAAUUCAACGAGUAUAAAUUCCGGUCUCGGUGGCCUUAAUUCGGGUAUAAACAGUGUUAAUCCGAAUUUAACGAGUUUGAGCUCGUCGAUAAAUCAAAAUUUUGCCACAUUGAACGCAAACAUAAGUGAUACGAGCUCGGGUGUAACCUCAUUGAAUACCCUCAACUCGAAUUUAACACCGUCCACCAUCAAUUCCGCGAUUAAUCAGAAUUUCAAUAGAUCCCUCAACGUUUUAGCUACCGGAUUGACACCCUCGAGUAGCUUGAACUCUUGCAGCACUAGUUUUCCCUUUCAAACGAUACAAAGUAUACAGAGUAUAGCACCACAUAUCGUAAGCUCGAACAUCGCCCACGUACCUAAUUCGGCGAUAUCGCAACAUCCAAUAUCAAGCUCGAGCUCCAUAUCGCACAGUACGAAUCUGGCGCUCAGCUCGAGUGUAUUUACGAGUACAGCGAAUACACCGAUAUUGUCGACGAGUGCGGGAACGAAUAAUCCAACAAAUGUGAGCCACAAUCACAACGUCCACAUGGCUGCGAUGCACACGAAUUUACCGAACGCUUCGUCGGCCAAUAUGCCACACAUGUCCGCCGCCAAUGACCCCACAUCGACCCUCAGUCACGUUACGACUUUGAGCGCCGGGCACACAGCGAGUUUUCAAACUCAACGACAAUUCGUUCAGUCAACGAAUCAAGGACAAAUCGGACUCAACACCUCGUUAAGCCAUUCGACUAAUCAGACGAGUACAACUGUCAAAAACGUUCAGAACAUACAAAGCCAGAACGUUUCAUCACCCGGAAGUCCUUUCUCGAUACCGCUCAAAAGUCCAGCCUCCAAUAUCGCACCACCUACACCAAGCCCAAGCCCCAACAGGCUUCUACUCAGAAGUCCAGCCUCCAAUUCCAUACAAUCGAGCAGAAAUAGUCCGAGCCCGGUCGCUAAUACCACAGGCAACUUUGGCAUGCAACUUCAGAGUCCUAUGCAGAGUCCUUUGAGCGUUGGCCAGAUACAGAGUCCGGCACCGAGCCCAUAUCCACCUGCCAAAAGUCCUCACCAUUUAGGGGGUGGAAAUAAUCUCAAUAAUCGGAGUCCAGCACCAGGUGGAAGUCCCGGACCUCCUGUUGUUCGGCCGAACACUCCCAUAUUGCAACAGGGUAUGCAAGUACUACAGAUAAUUCACGGUGGACCGCAGAGCUAUCAACAAGCAUCCUCGCAGCUUGUGACCCGAGCGCAUUUAUUUGGGAACCAGCAGAUACAAAUUGCAACCGCGAAACCACCGAAACAACCACCACAAAUAUUGCCGAAACCACCGAAUCAACAGGGUGUUAGUACACAGCAGAAGCAACGAGUAACGACAACGAUAACGAGUCAGGUUACUCAACAAACGCAACCUCAACUUGUCCUAGCUGGACCACAGCAAAAUCCUACUACCGCGACAGUGAUCCCUACUGCACAGGGUCUGCUGCUCAAUCAGGUCCUGCCGUCAUCCGGACCCGUUAUCGUGCAGCAACAACCUGGUGGCGUUCAGCUUAUACUAAGGACACCGACGAACGCGCAGCAACAAACGCAUACCGCACAGUUGACCCAGCAACAAUUGGUCAGGGUAGUCACGGCCCAAGGUAUGCAACUUCAAGGUAUAACGCCAACGUUUUUCGCCGUACCGAACGGUUUCCCUUCGGCCGCUCAACCUGUGAUAAGGCACACGCCCACGAGUCCUGCUCCCCCAAAUAGCGGCAACAAUAAUCCCAUAGUGAUACAAAACGCGAUGGUACAGAGUCCACAAUCUCAGAUAGCCCAGGUUAGUUCGUCGACAACGUCGACGACAGGUGUGAAUAUAGCAACGAAUCAGCCGGUAAUUGACCAGAGUCUUCUACCACCGCCAAAAAAGAAAGCGAAGAAAAAGAAGAGAGCGAAGAAAAAAGAUGAGGAUUCGCCGAAACUCGAUCUUGCUAGUAUAAUGAAGAUUUCUGGGAUCGGCGAUGACGAUGACAUGUUUGACAAUGAACUGGUGCCGGAAUGCGAAACAACUCAUCAACAACAGCAACAGCAGCAGCAGCAGCAACAACAACAGCAGCAGCAGCAGCAACAACAACAGCAGCAGCAACAACAACAACAGCAGCAGCAGCAGCAACAACAACAACAGCAGCAGCAACAGCAUCAAAUGCAGCUUCAUGUUGAGCAACAGAAUCAAGUGCAUAUGAAUCAAAUGACUGGUCAUAUAUCAGUGGCGUGUAGUCAGGCUCAGAAUGUGACUCAAGUAAACGCUAUAAAUACAACGAAUAUUCAGCAACGGCAGCAACAACAAAAACAACAGCAACAACAACAGCAUCAACAGCAACAGCAACAGCAAAACGUCGGGAAUUCCGAUAAUUUUGGUAGUCCACUCGUUUCACAAUUGCAAGUGCCAGUUCAAAACGCGAUAUCCGGUCAAUUGAGGCUAGCGGUCGGCGAAGACGGAAGAGUAGUUUUACACCAUACACCGGAACCAAAUCAACCUGAAAUCGAUCAAGUCACCGCUCAGGCUCUCAUACGAUCACUUACACAAGGCGGUGGGCACAACUCGCAAAUAAUAUCCCAGCUUCUUGGCCACGCGCAAACGCUGUCACAGAAUGCUCAGAACAACGCUAAUAAUCGAGGGAAAACGAUGAAACAGCAGCAACACCAGCAGCAGCAACAACAACAACAACAACAACAACAACAGAACACUAAUCAGACACUUGGUCAUAUUUCUAGCGGUACCACAACACAAACCAACACAACACCUAGUCCCCAGCAAGUACAGAUUUGCGCGAAAUUGAACUACUCGCAAAACAAUGCAAACCAAACGCAAAAUGUUACGUUACAGCGAAACAUUAUGCAACAACAAACGACAAAUUCGCAGCAAACUAUGCAGGUGAACACACAACAAUUGAAAAACCCUCAAGCGUCGAACGCUACGAUGCAAAUCAGCAAUACCGGUAUUCAACUCGAACCUCAAUCGAGCCCCAAGACAACUGCCCCAAAAUUCAACGAGAUCCAUAAUCCAAAAGUAGCGAAUAACGCUGCCAACGUUGGACAACAAACGAAAAAGGGACGUUUGACGAAGGCUCAACAAGCUGCACAAGCGCAAAAGAACCUCCAUUGCGGUGCCGCUCGGAAUGUUUCUGUAGUCAAAAACGUUGUUCAUAGCGUAGGGCAAAAAAUUCAUGCCGAACAGCAACAACAACAGCAGCAGCAACAACAACAACAACAACAACAACAACAACAACAACAACACUUACAGAACGAGCAAUUCAAUCAACACAACCAAAAUCUUCAUCAAAUUUCUACGCAAACGUUGCAGUCGUUAAAUUCACAACAAAAUAUGCAAAAAAUUACAGUUUCCGGGGUGCAGGCAAAUUCCUUGAACAUGCUACAACAACAAAAUUCGGCCAAUGGUAAUCAACAUACAACGAUGCAGAUCGUUCAGACGAGUGAUGGUUUACAUCAUCAAAUUAUUCAUCAAAAUACGGGAAUGAACGUAGAUCAAAACUCGCAACAGUUGUCGAACGAUCAGCAUCGAGUUCAGCAUCAAGAUACGAGCGGAUCGAUUUCACAUCAGACCGCUCAGGCUUUGCAACAAAAUUUGAACGUUCAGCAGGCUUUGCAGCAACAGCAUCAACAACAGCACAAAGGAACCACAACAAAUGUUUGUAGCUCCACAAUGCAACAGCAAUGCGAUAAUCAAAAGAUUGUCAUGAAUUCUCAUCAACUUAACCAUCCGCAACAAACGAUGCAGCAACACAAUAUAAUUUUUUCCGGUGCUCCUGCUUGUCAAAACAAUGAGCCACAACAACAACAACAACAACAACAACCGAAACAGGAACAUCAAAAUUCGGAUAUGCUCAAUUCCGCAGCGACGAAUAUUCUCAAUAACGCGCCAAAAAUAACCCCGGAAAUACUCAACGCGCUCAGUAACUUAAAUCCCAACGAUCAGUUGCUCAUUGCAAAUGCGAACGGACAGAUGCAAGUUAUAAGUCAACAAUUGUUACAACAAUUAUUGACGGGUCAGUUGAAUGCCACGAGGCCGGCUGUGAAUCAAAAUCAAACGCAAAAAAUCGUAAUCGGUGAUAGCGAUGGAAAUUCGCAAAAUCUUCAGGGCGUUCAAAUAAAUACACCGACGAGUCAAAUAAUCGUCAAUAGUUCCGGUGGUGCACCCACGAUACAGAACAACAUUCAAAACAUCGUUGUUCAAGCAUCCCCCUCGCAAAUGCCACAUCAGAUACAAAUACAAAAUUCCAAUUUUCCAAGUCAAUUCAUCGACAAUUUGAAUCAACAGCAAAUUAGAAAUUUGUCAAAUAGUCAGCAGCAAAACACCACAGCGACUAGUCAACCUACCACCGCGAAAAAAGCGAAGAUCGUCAAGAGAACGAAAAACAAUUCAAACAAUAAUCAAAAUAUCGUUAACGCUCAAAGCGUUAAAAAUAUUGUGUCGCGUCCACCAGCUGUGACUACGAGCUCAACGACAAUCGUUAAAACCGAGAGCAAAGUUUCCACCAGCUUCCUUUCGCAGAGCACAGCAACGACGACGACUAUGACGACCACCACUACCCCAACAGCUGCGACAACAACGACCACCAUCAAAGUUGAACCUGGAACCGUUGGAAAUGGAAGACUCGCGACUACAACACCCAAUGCUCAAACAACUGUUGCACCCAACGGUCAAAUGACACAGAGGACUACUCGAUUCAUACAAUUACCGGUGCAAAAACAACAAAUGCUUAAAAAUAUACAGGCCCAGAUUCAAUCGAUUGUUACGCGCAAAACCAACACACAAACGGAACAAGCGGUACUGAAAAAAUUGUACACAGAACAUGCGAGAAUCGUUUCGAGCGGGAAAGUUGUUAGUGGUGCUAAUCCUCCAUCUGCAAGUUGCUCGGAAAGCGCUGUUACCGUGCCUGCUGCAGCCAUGCCGCCGAGUCCUCAGACUCCGGGUACAUGUAAAAAUCAAACCUCCACGGUGCAGACGCAAACGCAAAUACCGGCCGCCGCUCUAACAAGAGUUAACCAAUAUUCGAACCCGAGUGUUCAAGACAUAGCCUGUAGUGCUACUCCUCCUGUGAUAUCCAAUAUUGCGGUUCCGCAGAGUAUGCCAAAUAUUUCUGCGCCGAGUCUCCACCCUAUACCAACGAAGCAACAGCAGUCGCAGCAACCUCAGCAACUAUCGCAACAGCAGCCACAGCAACUGCAACAACAACAACAACAACCGCAACAGCAACAACAACAAAAGUUUUAUCAGCCUCUGGGCAAUCAAAUUCUUAGUCCGUCCUCGACGAGUUCACAGAGCAAUUUUUCACCAGUGAGUGGCACAUCGCCGCCUCUGCAAAGUACGACAGGUCAGCAGACACUCGUUCAUCAACCACCGACGCAACCGCCCCCUCCAACGCUACCGCCUCCAACGCCGUCGAUACAACUGACAAUCGGAACACAACAAUCAACUCAAUGUCAGACGGAUCCUCCGGACAUAAAGCCAAAUAUCCAGCUCUUAAGUCCGAUAAAGCAAGAAUUGCAAACGCCCUUGCAGAUUCAAGCUCAAUCUGGCUCACCCGCAGGUCAGGUAGCCUCGCCGAGAGUUGUUGGCAAAUGUGGGAGAAUCCAAAGUCCCGUUAACGUUGCCGCGAGUCCUAGCAAUAAGCAGAUGGUUAGCCCUGGUAACGUAACCGGUCCAAUGGUCAGUCCACGACAGGGCGUCAAAAGGCCAGCUACGUCCCCGAUCUGUCGGCAAAUCAAUCGCAGUGAUCUGUUGGAACAACAGCUGAAAAUAGAUCAGAAUGGUGCAACGAAUCCCGAUGUAAAUACGCCCUUCGCGGGGAAACGCGAUGCGUGCAAGAGGCUCGUGAGAUAUCAUUGCUUCAACGAGCAAGUCCUCAGUGCCAAAGAUCUCGCUAAAGCCGACGAGAUAUUCGAGGAAACGGCAAAACAUUUAUUAGGCAAAUUUAACUCUAUGAUGAACAAGUACACGUAUCUUUUACUGAUGGAAAGCAUGCGCGAGGUUAGAACGUCAGAACUAAUGAUGAUAGACCGAACUUUUGUCGCCGAGGAAGAAAGUAUGCUCAAUAGACUACGCGAGCAGGAAGCCAAAGUCAGCGAGGAAUUCGAGAAGGAGGAAAAGCCAUUGAUCAAGAUAAAGGCUGAUUUGACGGAAGACGAGGACGUGUACGAUGAGGAGAGGUUACCAUCGACGUUAGAGAACGUAUCGGUAAAACGGGAGCUCGAGGAUGACUUUUUGGGUAUCGAGACGGACUCUAAAGCGUUGAUAAAGCCUUCAAGUUGUACGAGCGGUGAUUAUGAUGAGUGGCUGGAAAUCCAAAAGGAGCUCGGUGUAUAUCCGUGCGUGGGGGGUGAUACAUCGAAGAGUCGUAACAACGCGGGUAUCGCGGCAGUGAGUGGUAACGUCAGUAGUGGUGGUAUAUCGGGUACGUCAGUGCCCAAAUCAGUAUCCUCGAAAAUGGAAAGAACGCGUGCUAACGGGGAGUGUCGUUUGAGUGGGACAACGGCAGUUUUAGCGGCGGCGGUCGUUUCGGCGGCGGCAGCGAAUAGUGUAACGAGUGGUGUCGGUGCUACGAACGUUGUUAAUAAAAAUACGUACGAGCAGGACUCGUCGUGUCUUGAGCCUGAGAGACGGUGGAGUAGUGCCACGGAUCUCGAGCGAGAUUUGCUCGAGGAUACCGAUAGCCUCGAUGGUCUCGCGUUGCAGACACAAUGCCCGAGUAAUUUGAAUCUUGGUUCGAACGAGUCCGGUAGUGCUAACGAUCACGACGACAUUACGGCGCAGGUACAAUCGGCGAUCGAUAGCAUUCUUAAUCUUAAGAAAAGACCGUCGACUGCGAGCUCGGUGAGCAGCGUUGGCAGUAACGCCCCGAGUCAGCAGCAGCAGCAGCAGCAGCAACAACAACAACAACCACAACAAACUAGUGAGGCCAAGGACACGGUGCUAGAUCAGGCGGUCCGUAGCAUUUUGGGUUCGUGACCCUCCUUCAACAAAGUUUGUUAAAAUCUCAAAUGAGCCUGGACUCUUUUUUUAAGCUCAUUAUAAUCAACGAAAAUGACUCUUAUUUCCUUUUUUCCCCCUCUUCUUCGUUAUUCCCUGCAAAUGCCCGGUGCAACUAACACCGUUUAAGCUGCUCCCCUGACAAAACAAAAAUGUGUAUAAUUGCAGUGUUGACGAGAUUGCAGUCCGAUUAUACGAAUCAACGAAAAAAUUUAACGACCUACGGAUCGGACCGAUCACGAGAUAGGCUUGAGCUCACCCUUUAUUAUUAUCAUUGUCGUUAUUUUUUCGGUUUUCCCGUUUUACCUAUGGGAAACCGAAUUUGUUGUAUUCACAAUCGGCGCGUGGCACAUCUUCAAUCCAACGGGCUUUUCGAACAAUUCGUUUCUCGAUAAAACGUGGUUAUUUAUUCCCCUUGAAUAUCUUUCUUUAUUCUCCUUAUCCGUUUCACAAUGGCAAUAAUUAUUUAUACACGAAAAUGUACACUUUCCAAUAGAACUAGAAAAACUUAUAAAGAAGAAACAAAUAACGUAAAUAAGUGAGCCAUCGUGUAAUUAAUUUUUAGGUGAUGUAAAUGUGAUUAGAUAAAAUGCCGUGAGCUCGACAUUGCGGAUGCUCUCGCAAAUAUAUAUACACACACACACACAUACACAACACGCGUACACAUAAACACACAUGAAACACCCAUACACAUACACACGCUCAGAUCGUUUGUGAAAUCUGACAGUUUGUAAUGUAAUUUUGUAAAAAGGAAUCUAUUUAUAGAUGAUGGAGAUGCGAGAAUUAAACAAACAAACGAUUACUCAUUAAAUGGAUUACUCGCCGUUUUAAUUGUAAAACUAUCUUAACGAAUGAUGAAAGAAAAAAGCUAAUAAUUAAUUAGACUGGAAGGUAACGUUACGGGAGGAAGAAAAAUGGAAAGAAACAUCGUAAAAUUGGAUGUUUACUCCCAAAGUAAAUGGGUGAAAAAUUGUACAUAUAAUUUUAAGAUGUAUUAUUAUUAUUAUUAUUAUUAUUAUUAUUAUUAUUAUUAUUAUUAUUAUUAUUUGAAUUGUCAUUGAAAUAUUUCCUCGGAUUUAUUAUUAAAAGUAGACAGUUACUCUCUAUUGUCGAACGACGUUUCCAUACAAUGUUCAACCGGUUAUUGCUCGAAGGCACCUAAGUAACGUGACCGACCGAGACGUUUGUAAUUGAACGUCGAAAAAAAAGGAAAAAGGAUGUCAAUGAGAACGCUACAUUAUUAAUGAGGUACUAAAAUGCGAAUAUUCAUGGUUUAUGGGUUUAUUGAUUUAUUUUUUUAAAAACCCAUGACAGUGACGAGAAGGCCCUCGGUCAUUUAUCAGUGACGGAGAUCGCCACACCCACACAUACAUAUACAUGUACACAUACACACACAAACACACAUGCACACACAGUCUGAACAGUCUGAAUUCAAACCGAAAAUCAAAGGAAGAAAAAAACCUAGAUUUUUUAACUAGACAUAACAAUUUUACAGACCAUUUAAAAGCGUCCGAUGACAUAACGAGCACACAUGUUGAAAACAUAUAAAAAGGGGAAAUGAAACAACUGAGAUGACGGUUUAUAAAUAAUAGAUGUGUGUAGAUAGGUAGUGCGUAUACGGUCUGUCAGAGUAAAACCAGCGGUGAAAGGAUAAUCCGCGAAUAUAUAUUUUUCUGAGCACAAGAUGAUCAUUUGUUUUGACUUGUUGCAUUUGCACUUUGAAAUGUUGAAAGUGAAAAAAAGAAGAAAAUGAAAAGGUAAUAACACCAAACUGUAAUUGUAUACCUUUUAAUACUUGGCGUCGAGCCGCUACCGCGUCUCUUGAUUCAAAGGGAAAUUUAAACGAUCGAUUUAACUGAACAGAAGUGAAUGAUUUAACACGAUAAAUAUUUUUUCAAUCUUUGAUCCCAUUGAAUUCACGGAUAAUGUACUUUCGCCGCAUUCAUUCCUUCACCAAUUCGAUUAAAUAAACGAAAUCAGUGUUUGUUGGAAGAAAAAAAAAACAAAAACGAAUAUAUUAUAUACAUUAUGAAAUGAGAGAGAAUGUAUACUACGUACGCACUCAAUGCACCGUCUAUUUUACAAAACGAUAGAGCUCGAGAAUCAAUGACCACGCGAACAGAUAAAAAAAAGAAAAGAAAAGAAAAAUGUCGUCGUGAAGAAAAUCUUUUUGGAAUACUGUCGGAGAUUGUAAUUCGAGGGAACCCUUUAUCGCGAUUUGACAUUCGGAAUAUGAAACAAUCAAUGACAGAGAAAAAUUUUACAAUCUAUGACAAAUCUAUCCAUAUCAAUUUGUUUUACUCUAUAAGAUGAUGAUGAUGAUGAUAAUGAUGCAUUUUAAAAAUAAAGCCAUAUAAUUACGGAGAAAUAUAUCUUAACGAUUUUACAAGUAAUGAGAUACGAAAGAGAAUAGUAUUUUAUUAUUUAUUCGUGGGGUUCCCUUUGGCUACGAUCGAUGCUGAUUUUUUGUCCGUUUUAUAUUCGUCGUUUGUUUAUCUCAUCGACACAGUUGACGUUUGUAAUAAAAUGAUAGUCCGAGGAGUUUAAAACUAUGAAAAAAAAAAGAAGAAGAAAAGAAAACACCAACUUGCUCAGCAUUUCCAUAUCCUUUCGCCGUACGAUCUCUCGAAAAUUAACGAAAGAAAAAUAAGAAAAAAAAAAAACGAGGAACAACAAAAACAAAACAAAGAAAGGAGGAACGUCAACCCUAUACGUUGUAUCCGUCGUGAACGAUGAGAGGGUAAUUAUAAGAAGAAAAACAACUACAUUUCUUUUUUUUUGUUUGGCAAAAGAGCAAUUCAAGACUGACAAAUAUACAGACAAAAAACGAGCAGAACUAUUAAUGUAAUACGAUUUAACGAGUAAUUAACCAGUUUGUACAUAAUAUUUAAAGAAAAAAUGAAACAAAAAAUGCACAUCACAAAGUGGAGAAAAUGAGUGAAAAAAAGAAGAAAAUCGAAAGAAACAUACGAAUAAAUCGACGGCAAACGCGACUUAAUUAUUAAUGGCUCUCGAAAGGUUUUGAAAGAUGAAUAUAUUAAAGUUCUGUCGUUCCUAAAUAAAUUGCCGACAUUUUGCCAAUAACGAAAAAUCUUUCCGUAUCCUAUGUUUAAGUUAUACCCGAGAUGAAAUAUAUUUCCCUGUUCACCUUC